UAUCGCUCAUUACCAAAUCACCACAAGUAAACAAAAAAAUAUUUAGCUCUGCAUUGUCUCGCUGCUGCUUGGAAAUGGCUGAGAAUAUCUUCCUGUUCAUCCCCAACCUCAUAGGCUACGCACGAGUGGUGUUGGGGAUCAUCUCCUUCUACUACAUGCCCUUUGACCCCAUCAAGGCCUCCAUAUGCUACCUACUCAGUGGACUAUUGGAUGCAUUUGAUGGAUGGGCAGCACGAAGGUUCAACCAAGGUACUAGUUUUGGCGCAGUGUUGGAUAUGGUUACAGACAGAUGUGCCACCACUUGCCUCCUGAUGACACUCUGCCUGUUCUACCCCUCCUGGAUGCUAGUCUGGCAAUGUAUAGUGGCCCUUGAUAUAUCCAGUCAUUGGAUUCAGAUGUACAGUGCCCUAGUGGUGGGGGACACCAGCCAUAAAGUCACUGAUCUCACAGCCAACCCCAUCAUGAGAUAUUACUACAAACGACCUAUUCUGUUCACAUUCUGUGCGGCUAAUGAGCUCUUCUUUGCAUCUCUCUACAUGCUCUACUUCACACCUGGCCCCACACUCACUGUGUUCGGCUAUGAGGUGGGGGCGUGGUAUCUGGUUGCUAUAGUGACGUUCCCCGUGUCAUUCCUGAAGCAAGUAGUGUCUGUGGUUCAACUGAUUGUGGCCAGUCAGAAUAUUGGAGUGUUGGACGCUAACAGCAGGGCCAACAAGGAACACAAGCAAUGAACAUUCAUUAAUUUUAGUAUAAUUUUUAUUAUAAUUAUUUUAGGAAUUCUUGUUAUAGCAAUCUUCAUAAUAAUCUUCAUAAUACAAAACUGAUGUUGUAUAAAGUUUAUUGUGAACUGA
Molecule: messenger RNA, 851 nt
Organism: Halichondria panicea
Lineage: Eukaryota; Metazoa; Porifera; Demospongiae; Suberitida; Halichondriidae
Product: CDP-diacylglycerol--inositol 3-phosphatidyltransferase-like
Exons: 6
Coding region: 75-731 (218 amino acids)
Biological process (GO): phosphatidylinositol biosynthetic process
Cellular component (GO): membrane; Golgi apparatus
Molecular function (GO): CDP-diacylglycerol-inositol 3-phosphatidyltransferase activity
Source: RefSeq, a predicted model, not a curated record